This is a messenger RNA of Bipolaris victoriae FI3, 276 nucleotides long. RefSeq lists its product as hypothetical. The transcript has a single exon. NCBI's taxonomy places the organism in Eukaryota, Fungi, Ascomycota, Dothideomycetes, Pleosporales, Pleosporaceae. The coding region runs from base 1 to 276 and encodes 91 amino acids. The record is from RefSeq and is a predicted model, not a curated record.
AUGGAAUGCUCUCGCCGAAACAAGGAUGCGCCAGGCCAGCCCUUCGGAACGAGCCUAAUUCACCGCUUGCGACCCUGCAGAGCGCCCCUCGUGUGGAACCAUGACCUGGGGACUCAUGACCGCCCAACGUCACAGAACAUGGCUUUUUGCCCUCCUCGGCUCACUUGCUUUGGCGGCUGGCCGGUUCCUGUGCCAUGCUGGGUGCGGCCAAGUCGCCAUGUUACUUCCGACCUCGGAACGAAUGGGAAGGGAACGGAAUCAUCGCCUACACAGUAG